Cladocopium goreaui is the source of this 1211-nucleotide messenger RNA. The record is from the annotation of a GenBank genome assembly. Lineage: Eukaryota; Dinophyceae; Suessiales; Symbiodiniaceae.
CAACAAACGUGGAGUGUUUGACAGCCCGAGUCAACUCGACUUUUUGACGAUCAUGGCCGUGCGUCUUGCUCUCGGUUUUGCGUCUUUGAUCUCUCAGGGUCAGGCAGCAGAAAUCUGUGGACCAAAGGAACCGCUGAUUCCUGGAGUCAUGGGAGGCAAGAUGUACCCCAAGAUCAUCUUGGGCCAGGACAUCGACUGGCCCCCCUAUGCCUACAUGGGAACCCCUCCUGAGUCUGACUUCGAGGUCGAAGGCAUCGGCAAAGACAUCGCCAUGGGACUGGAGACCGUCUGCAACAUCAGCAUGACCGUGGUGGAGAUGCGCUGGUCAGAAUGCUGGGGCAACGGCGUGAUCGGAAAUGGUCUCAAGGCUGGAGUUGCUCAUGGCUGCAUGACCUACACCCACACCCAUGGAGCUCGCAAUCGCUUCAUGGAGUUCAGCAAGCCUAUCUUGAAGGACAACAAACCUGGUGGUCUCAUUGUGCGUUUGAACAACGGCGUCCCGGAGGUCAAUGGCCUAUCUGACUUGAACGGCAAGAAGGUGGUGGACGUGGUGGGCUGGGCUCCCACCGCCGAUACCUUGGCCUUGGCAGAGAACAAGUGCACCAAGGAGCGCUUCACGGGUUUCGAAAUGGUGCAGCCAAGCACCACGACCGACAAUGCCAACAACGAUGCCCUUACUGCGCUCUUGGCUGGCGAAGCAGAUGCCAUGUGGGUCUACGCGGACCAGGCCAAGAACUAUCAGUGCGCCGAGGGAGCCACUGACAGCUGGUGCACCCUGUGGAGUGGCUGGGGGACUACCUUCGCCUACAUCCAGACUGGCCUGUUCGGCCACGCCAAGGCUGGAACCACCCUGGCCUUGUCCAAGAAGGGCUCCGGUUUGGCCAAGAUUCUGGACCCUUGCAUUGACAAAUUCCUGGAGACCAAGGCCUACUAUGACGCUUGCGUGAAGCACAGCUUUACCGAAUCCUGCUUCCCGAACGAGCACUUCCCAGGAGGCGCCACCGAGGCAACGCCCAUCUGGGAGAAGGCCACGGAUACCUUGACCUCGACCUGCGCCGAUGGCUAUUGUCCUUGCCCGGUAGUUUAAGUUUGAACGCCUGUCGCGGGACCGCCAGACCUGGCGGCCACCAUGACGAGCUCGUGCCGUGCGAUGGUGGUAGCAGCGUCAAAUGACCUGCACAAACUGGCCCUGAAUGACCAUUCCACCGUGG